CACCGCAUACUACUACUAUUGCUUCUCCCAACAUGACGUGAUGACAAUUGGAUGCUGUGCAACAUCAAAAUUAAAAUAAGUUACUUUUUACUCAGCAUCUGACGAAAAUGAGUGAUGAUGAAGAGCUGACAGCAUCAGAACUGGGAACGAAGGAAUAUUGGGAUUCUGCAUAUGAACGUGAAUUAUCCAAUUUCGAGAACAAUGGAGAUGUUGGUGAUAUUUGGUUUGGCGAAGAGAGCAUGGAUCGCGUCUUAAAAUGGAUGCUCAAUGCAGAAAAAGUUACUGAAGAAUCAUCUGUUUUAGAUGUUGGAUGUGGAAAUGGUGUGUUUCUUAUUCAUUUGGCAAAUGAAGGUUUUACCAAGCUAUUUGGGAUUGAUUAUUCCGCAAAGGCCAUAGACUUAGCAAAGGCGAUUGCACUGGAUAAGGAUGUUUCUGCAGUUUAUGAGCAAGUUGAUUUGGUAGCAGGUAACAAGACAGAAGGAUUGCUUAACAGAACUUAUGAUGUUGUUCAUGAUAAGGGAACUUAUGAUGCCGUUUCUCUUAAUCCAGAAGACCCUGCGAACAAAAGAUUAGCAUACAUAAAAGGGGUUCAUUGUCUUAUUGAUGAUAGUGGGCUGUUUAUCAUUACUUCUUGCAACUGGACAAAAGAAGAGUUGGAAAAACAGUUUCAGAAUUAUUUCAUUGUUGAUCAUGUGAUUCCAACGCCAUCUUUCAUGUUUGGAGGGAAGGUCGGGUCUCAGGUAACUUGCCUUGUCUUUAGAAAAGUGAAGAAUUGAUGAUUGGUUGUUAUAGGUAAUAAAUUUUAGUAGAC
Messenger RNA from Macrobrachium nipponense, 811 nucleotides. RefSeq names its product EEF1A lysine methyltransferase 2-like. Gene Ontology annotation, cellular component: cytoplasm. NCBI's taxonomy places the organism in Eukaryota, Metazoa, Arthropoda, Malacostraca, Decapoda, Palaemonidae. The record is from RefSeq and is a predicted model, not a curated record. Gene Ontology annotation, molecular function: protein-lysine N-methyltransferase activity. The coding region runs from base 108 to 776 and encodes 222 amino acids. The transcript has 5 exons.